Ruditapes philippinarum (Manila clam) is the source of this 339-nucleotide messenger RNA. RefSeq names its product lipase ZK262.3-like. The annotation marks the transcript as partial. The record is from RefSeq and is a predicted model, not a curated record. NCBI's taxonomy places the organism in Eukaryota, Metazoa, Mollusca, Bivalvia, Venerida, Veneridae. Gene Ontology annotation, biological process: lipid metabolic process. The transcript has a single exon.
AUGAUUCAAGAUUUAAUUGUGCAACUUUUUGAAGAAAUUUUAUCAGCUCCUCGUUAUCCUAAAGUUCAUACUAAAUUCGGCGGAAAUGUUGAAAAUUAUUUCAGUAAUGCAAAUGAUCAGCUUUAUCCUUGCGCCAAGUCAAGUCUGAAGGAUCUUGUGAUGAAGUUUCCAACAUAUAGAGUCAUAGUUACUGAACAUUCCCUUGGUGGUGCUAUAGCGUCAAUUGCAUCUGCUCAGCUGGUUUUUGACAAUGUCAUUGAUAAAGAUAUGAUUACGCUAUACACAUUUGGUUUGCCGAGAACUGGUGAUUGUGAAUACGCUGUAAACCACGAUAAACUU